This is a messenger RNA of Knipowitschia caucasica, 2802 nucleotides long. The record is from the annotation of a GenBank genome assembly. NCBI's taxonomy places the organism in Eukaryota, Metazoa, Chordata, Actinopteri, Gobiiformes, Gobiidae.
AUGGGUCUCCCUACUUUAGAGUUUAGCGACUCUUUUCUAGACAGUCCGGAGUUCAGAGAGAGACUGCAGUGCCAUGAAGUGGAGCUAGACAGGACCAACCGAUUCAUAAAAGACCUUAUUAAAGAUGGCAACAUGCUCAUAUCCGCACUUAGAGCGUUGUCUCUGGCCGUACAGCGGUUCUCCCAGUCUCUGCAGGAGUUUCAAUUUGAGUGUAUCGGAGACGCUGAGACCGAUGAUGAGAUAAAUAUAGCUCAGUCCUUGAAGGAGUUUUCCCAGCUCUUGAGCACAGUGGAAGAGGAGAGAAAACGUCUGAUUCAAAAUGCAGAUGACGUGUUGAUUUCGCCACUGGAAAGGUUUCGAAAAGAGCAAAUCGGGGCAGUCAAGGAGGGAAAGAAACAGUUCGACAAGGAGACCGAAAGGUACUACUCCGUUUUAGAAAAACACUUGAGUCUUUCAUCUAAAAAGAAAGAAUCACAGCUACAUGAGGCUGAUUCACAGAUGAGCAAAGACCGGCAGAUCUUUUAUGAUGCAUCGCUGCAGUAUGUCUUCAAAAUCCAAGAGGUCCAGGAGAGGAAGAAGUUUGAGUUUGUUGAGCCGCUGUUGGCCUUCCUCCAGGGCUUGUUCACGUUUUACCACGAGGGCUACGAGCUGGCCAGUGAGUUUGACCCCUACAAGCAGCAGCUGCAGUUCAACCUGCAGAACGCACGGAACAAUUUUGAAAGCACUCGCGCAGAGGUGGAGCGUCUGAUGAAGAGGAUCAGGUCAGCAGAGGAAGACUUCAAGGCGCCUAGUCCUUACACUAUGGAGGGAUAUCUGUACCUACAAGAAAAACGUCCUUUAGGCAGCGUGUGGACAAGGUACUACUGCACUUAUGAGAAAAGCUCCAAGAUGUUCACAAUGGGCAGCCCAGACCCCAGACCAUCCAACAGACAGAACGGUGUGGUGAACGGGGCUGCAGAGAUGUUAAGGUUACGCUCAUGUGUGAGAAGAAAAACAGACUCAAUCGACAAGCGAUUCUGUUUUGAUAUCGAAGUGAUGGAGAGACAUGGUGUCAUUACUUUGCAAGCUCUCUCUGAAGCAAACAGACGGCUCUGGAUGGAAGCAAUGGAUGGGAAAGAGCCGAUCUACACACUACCUUCUCUGCUCAGCAAAAAGGAGGAGACAUUUCUGAAUGAUGCUGGCUUCAACUUUGCCAAAAAGUGUAUUGAGUUGGUUGAAUCAAGAGGCCUUACAACCUUGGGCUUGUACCGAACUGGAGGAGUCAACUCAAAAGUACAGCGACUCAUGACCAGUGUUUUUUCAUCAACAGCUGCCUCAGACGUGCAGCUGGAUGCUGAGACUUGGGACAAUAAAACUAUCACGAGUGGUUUGAAGAACUAUUUCAGAUGCUUGGCAGAGCCUCUACUGACAUACAGGCUCCAUAAAGAUUUUAUUAAAGCUGCAAGGUAUGAUGACCUGAAACACAGAGUGAGAGCCAUACACACCCUUGUCCACAAACUGCCAGAGAAAAACAGAAAUAUGUUGGAGAUUUUAGCCAAACACCUCCUCAGAGUUUCCUCUCACAGCGAACAAAACAUGAUGACCGUCUCGAAUCUGGGCAUGAUCUUUGGUCCCACGCUGAUGAGGUCACAGGAGGAAACAGUAGCCGCCAUGAUGAACAUCAAGUUCCAGAACAUUGUGGUGGAAAUUAUUAUUGAAAACUGCAACAAAAUCUUUGGUGAGCCUCCCGACCUGUCAGCGCCUCUGCCUCAGGCUCCUUCCUCGCGCUCCACUCCUCGCAGAAGUAAAGCCAUCUGUCUGUCAUCUGGGAAGAGAAAAGCUCGUCUCUACCCUCCAACUCUGUGCCUGGCGGACAAUGACAGUGACACGUUCAGCAGCAGCCCCAGCACCACUCCCAUGGGCAGCAGGGAGUCUCUGUCCUCUCACUCCUCCGAGAAAAACGGACAAUCCCAGACGUCUCCUCCUUCCUCUCCUGCUGCUGAGUCCGGCCUGUCACUUCAAGCCAUUUCCUCCAGCUCCCAGAAUGACUCAAAAGAGCCGGGCCCGCCUCCUCCUAAGCCCUCCUCUCAGUCCUCCUUGUCCUCUUCCUCCUGGACGUCCUCCAAGCUCGGCCUGUCCCAGCUGCAGACCCCGUCAGUCUCCUCUGUCUCCUCUCUGUUCUCGAGCACAGACCGGACUCUUUCAGCUAAAGGCAACUCCACUGCGUCUCUGUCCUCGCUAAUGUCCCACCAAGAGCCCCCCCCAAAGCAUCUCACUGUGCGCAGAGCCUCUUCUUCUCGCGCCGCCAGCACAGAGACUAAAGUAACAGAGGAAACUGCUCCAACACCACACAGGACCUCCUCCUCUUCAUCCUCUUCUUCAUCACUGUUUCCAUAUCGACUCUCCACAUCCUCUUCGCUCACGUCUUUGCACAUUUCAGAAGAUUACAAAAGCUGCCAUGGUUCAGUGCAGAGCCUCAUGUCCUUGGACCCUCAGGAAGUGACACGUAAACUCCACAUGCGCUGUGCUUCGGACCUGAGUCACAAACUCUCUGCAGCCAGCAACGGAUACCAGAGCCCUGGGUCUCUAUUGUCUGUGCGAUCUCCACAGCGAGAAAGUUCAGUGUUUUCUUCAGCCUUAGACAUUUCAGGAAGAGAUGCUAAGGCUCUGUACUCAUGUGAGGCAGAGCACAGCCACGAGCUCAGUUUCCCACAGGGGGCACUGUUCACAAAUGUGUAUCCUUCUGUGGAGCCCGGUUGGCUUCAGGCCACGUACAAAGGAAGAACUGGUCUCAUCCCUGAAAACUACAUUUCUUACAUUUAA